This is a messenger RNA of Nicotiana tabacum (common tobacco), 2240 nucleotides long. RefSeq names its product F-box/FBD/LRR-repeat protein At1g13570. Lineage: Eukaryota; Viridiplantae; Streptophyta; Magnoliopsida; Solanales; Solanaceae. The record is from RefSeq and is a predicted model, not a curated record. Gene Ontology annotation, molecular function: protein binding.
AAUCAUUAAAUGACACGUGUAUUUUCUUAAAAAUAAUUAUAGUAGCUUUCCCUUCCACCAAGACCAUCUUCCCCACCCCCAAUUAUUUGGUCAGUUAUGUCAACCUUAUCACUGUCACCCGCCAAAUCACCUCCACUUUUUUUUUUUCCAAAACUAAAUAAGAAAUCGUCCUAACCCACUUGAUUGAUACAUUUCCACACGCGAAGAACCAAUUCUCAAAUCCAAUUGCGGUGGAAUUGGAAGGUUUUAGAUGGCUUUUUAUUUUUACUUAUCAUAUUUGGGGUAAAUGAGGGAGACGAAAGAGGUGAUAUUGGAUCAUCCGAAUGGCAACAUUGUUUUCCUAGCCACAAAAUAAACCUACAUACAGUAACAACGCCGCAUGCAUUUUCUGUGGAGUUUCUACCAUCUUCAAAGAGCAUGUGUGAAGCAUGUUCUAUGCAACCUUCACUUAUGUUUGUUGGUUCAAAUGGCCAGGACUUACAAUCGUGAUGACAGAUACCUAUAAAGGAGUUGAAGAUGGAAGGGACAAACUUGAUAGACUUACAGAUCUUCCUAUUAAUGUCAUACACCAGAUUCAGGAGUACAUGGCUGUUGAGGAUGCCACAAGAAUGAGUGUCUUGUCCAGUAAGUGGAGACAUGUUUGGGCUUCAAACCCGAAGCUCAUAAUUUCUGUGGACUUCUGCAUAACGAGAAAGCAGUUAGGCACACUAGACAUCAUUAAUAGAGUUCUAUUGCAACAUUAUGGACCAAUUAAGACAUUUCUCCUUGAUAUUUCAAUGAUACAUCCUUCUGAGCACUCAGUUAUUGAUCUAUGGAUGCUACAUUUGUCAAGAAAUGGUCUUGUGGAGCUCACCCUUCGGUGUUUAGAAUAUCUCAAUACUCCUUAUAAGUUGCCUUCCUCUGUGUACGGUGUAGAACUAGAACAUUUGAGUCUCUCAAACUGCAUUUUCAGGCCGCCUUGCAGUUUUAGAGGUUUCCACAAGCUGAAAAGCCUUACACUAAGUCGAGUCGCCUUUCAGUUAGAUGUUGCAACUUCUUUCCUCUGUGUUCCAAACCUUAAGAAUCUGAUGUUUGUGAAGUGUAUUGGUCUUACUCACUUAAAUAUAUAUGCCCCAGAGCUUUUAACUUUAAAAGUUGUACGCUGUGACAUUGAAACGAUUAAACUGGGUCCUUUUAUGGACUGUCGGAAGCUGCAGUGUUUUGCAGUUAUAUCACGAGACGAAGUUCCACAGAAUGGACAACAUGAAGCAAUUAACUUGAUAAAACUUCUCAGCAGCUGGCCUGAACUUAGAAAACUUCUUUUGGACAGAUACUUCAUCAAGUUUUUGUCCUCUGGUAAUGUAGCAGGGUUGCUCUCAACAAGGCUCAAUGACUUGCACGACCUCGCCUUUUGUGAUUACGAUUUUAAUGACGAAGAUCAAGUUUGCUCAUUGCUAUGCGUUCUUAGAAGUUCUCCUAAUUUGAAGUCGCUUGUACUUGUGUUGAGUCACAUAAAGAAAGGCUCUGGGGAAGUGGAUGUAAAUCAUUUGGAAGGACAAGGCUGUAGUAUUGGUGAAUUCAAUAACCUUCAAGCUCUGAGAAUAUGUUUCUUCCAUGGUUCAAGAGUGGAAUUGCUGUUUGUAAGGUUAUUGCUGGCGUCUGCACCUUUUCUCCGGGAGAUGAUCAUUGAAGUAGAUAAAAAGGUUAGUGAAAGCCACGCCACUAAGAUUUCUGAGAAGUUGAUGCAGUUUCCUCGACCAGCUCUUACACAAGUAAUAUACCACAGAAGCUCCUUGUAGCAACAGAUCAUGAUGAUAUUUGGAAAAAAAGAAACUUGUGAGAUAACUGAAAUAUAAUUUAUAAAUAAAGAAAGGAAGAGGGUACAAAAGUAAAUCCUGUGUGUCUACUUCCAAAAGGAGAUGAAAAAGAAAAUCAGACAGAAACUUGCUAGAUACUACAAGCAUGAAUUGGACAUGCAACUAGAGACCGCGAACGUGCUACUCUUGUCUAUUCUUCAAGGCUGAGGAAGAAUACUGAGAUAUUUUGAUGUGAUUUUAUUCACUAGCUGCAAGCAUAUUAAGUUAUUUGAAAUGUAAAGAAGAUGGUAUCUGUAUAAUGGCUAUUUUUUUUUUUUUUGACAUUUUAAAAUUGAGAAUUGUCUUUGGCAUUUAAAGUUUCUUGACAAAUGAUUAUUUUCCCGUGCCUAUGUUUCGGAGGAGAAUACUCAAAUGAAUUGGUAUUGUAGUAUAUUGAUUCCCAAA